AUGGCCAGCCCUCGCAAGACCGUACGCAUCGGCGUCUUCAUCCCAAAGGAUUGCCAGCUGCUGGACGCAGCUUGCGUCGACAUCCUGGCCAGCAUGUCGCACGAGUACCUCAGCAUCGCCUCGGACAUGAUACCGCGGCAGGUGGUUGACCUCGCGCCGUCGGUGCGCAUCCACUACGUCGGCUCCGUCAAGGCCGGCGAGCCCAUCCCGAUGACGGCCAACCUGAGAGCCCAGGCCACGAACCACUUCGGCGACGACGAGGUCGCCCCCGGGAACCUGGACAUUGUCGUGGUGCCCGGCCCGGACCCGGCCGCCCGGUUCGAGGAGGACGCCUUGGACUGGCUGAGGCGGCACAGCGAGCAGCCCGCGACGGAUAUCCUGAGCGUCUGCACGGGCAUCUACGUCUGCGGGUACGCCGGGCUCCUGAAGGGCAAGACGAUCUGUGGGCCGCGCGGCGUGCAGGACGAUAUCACGGCCCGCUUCGGGAAGGACAUCAUCCAGAAGGGCGCCGAGCUGCGGUGGGUGCAGGAUGGCAACUUUUGGUCCAGUGGAGGUGUCACGAACGGCAAUGACCUCGCAGCAGCCUAUGCCCGUCAGAAGUCCGAGUUCUGGCCGAGGCCGGUAGUCGAGACGGUCAUCGCCUUGACCGACGUUGGUGACCGGGACCAGGCGUAUGGCAAGAGCCCGUCUAUGGCUGAUCUGGCUAGUACUCUGUGA
This is a messenger RNA of Neoarthrinium moseri, 717 nucleotides long. RefSeq lists its product as uncharacterized. The record is from RefSeq and is a predicted model, not a curated record. NCBI's taxonomy places the organism in Eukaryota, Fungi, Ascomycota, Sordariomycetes, Amphisphaeriales, Apiosporaceae. The coding region runs from base 1 to 717 and encodes 238 amino acids. The transcript has 2 exons.